AUGGCUGCCCACGUGUUGACCACGCCUGUGACAGAGCACACCAUGUCGGCGGGAGAUCCGACAGUGACUCAUCCUUCGUCCGGAGGUACCGAAGAUUCGAUGCUGUCACCCUCAGAGCUUUCUACCCGCAGAUGUCAGAAAAGAGCUUCCACUUUUGCUUUAAAGCGAAUAUUCUUAGCUUGUGUCUUCAGUAUCCAACUACAUAAGUAUUCAAAUAAGGAGAUCAAAGCCCCCAACAAUCAAUCCCAGGGAGCUGCUUCACCUUCUAUCCUCCCCCACCUUUCUCCAGUAUCUCACUGCCUGAGACCCGAAGUAAGUAGCCACAAGGGAAUCGCGAAGGAUUCAAUCCAGUCAAGGGUUUCCUCCGCCCCUUGA
Ilex paraguariensis (yerba mate) is the source of this 375-nucleotide messenger RNA. The record is from the annotation of a GenBank genome assembly. NCBI's taxonomy places the organism in Eukaryota, Viridiplantae, Streptophyta, Magnoliopsida, Aquifoliales, Aquifoliaceae.